Molecule: messenger RNA, 612 nt
Organism: Gordionus sp. m RMFG-2023
Lineage: Eukaryota; Metazoa; Nematomorpha; Gordioida; Chordodea; Parachordodidae
Product: mitochondrial import inner membrane translocase subunit Tim21-like
Exons: 6
Coding region: 1-612 (203 amino acids)
Biological process (GO): protein import into mitochondrial matrix
Cellular component (GO): TIM23 mitochondrial import inner membrane translocase complex
Source: RefSeq, a predicted model, not a curated record
AUGAGCAAAAAUAACAUUUACUUAUAUAGUGUUUGUAAGCAAAUUUUAAAACAUUCGCCUUCUUUAAAAGAACAUACCAUUUAUGCGACUAUAUCUACAUCCAAUAUAUUUAAUGAGAGACAAAUAAAAAUAGUAGAAAACAAGAGUUCACAAGUACCUCAAAAGUUUAUGGGAGAAAGAAUUAAAGAAACAACAAAAAACAUCUCUUAUUUGGGAAUUAUUUUAGUUGGAUUUGGUGUGACUGGGUUUUUAUUUUAUAUUAUAGGCAAGGAACUUUUUUCUUCUAAUACACCAACAUCUAUUUUUUCUAAAGCAUUCAAGAUCAUAAAAACUAAUAAUCAAGUUACUGAUUUGUUAGGCUCACCAUUGAAAGCAUUUGGAGAAGACUCUGGUAGGGGUAGAAGGAGAUUUAUUAACCACGAAAUUUAUAGGACGACCGAUGGCAAUCAAUAUAUGAGGAUAAAAUUUUAUAUAUCCGGCAAUGAUAGUCUGAGGAAAGGAACAGUUUAUGUUGAAUCCUUAUAUAAUCCAACUACAAAAAAUUACGAAUUCAACAAAAUCCUAGUCAAAAUAGGUGGUGGCUAUGGCGAAAAAAUUAUUCAAGUUUUAUGA